UCUGUCCAGCUCUAAUGGGUGCGCAACUGCGCAAGAAAUAUUUUUGAAAAGUAAACUGCAAUCUGUAUGCUGAACGCUGCUACUCUGGUAUGACCUGAUUAUAAAGUAACAGGUAGUAAAGGGUGUGAUAAGAUUUAAAAAAAAAUGUCUUCUGAAAAUGAACCUGGAAAUACAGUCAUCGCCAGCAAGCCUGCUCUUAGCGAAAUGCAAGCCCUUAAAUUUGCUGAAUCAUUGUUUAAUUUAAAAGUUUCGAGUGUCAGGCCACUUCCAAGUUAUGAUGAUCAGAAUUUUCAUAUUCAAGCUUUGGUUGCAGACAAGACUGAAUACAGUGAAUAUGUGAUGAAAAUUAUUAAUGGCGAAGACAGCAAAAACACUGAAUUGAUUGAAGCUCAAACACAUGUCAUGAUGUUCUUGCACAAAGAAGGUAUUCCUACCCCUGAGCCCAUCUUCACGAAAACUGGAGAUAUUAUGUCUCUUGAACCUAUAGUGUAUGGAUCUGUGACGCAGAAACAUAUUGUGAGACUUCUUACAUACCUUCCUGGAAUACCCAUUGCAAAAACUGUAGCAACUCCUGAAAUAUUAUUUGAGGUUGGAAAAACUGCUGCAAAGAUUGAUGAAGCUCUUUCUAUGAAAUUCCAGCAUCCACAUAUAAAAAGUUUUGAUCGUGGACAGUUUCUGUGGAAUUUAUCAAAUACGCCAUUGCUGCGAAACUACAUGCAUGCUAUAAAAGAGGAGAGGCUGCGUGAUGCAAUUGAAGAAGUUAUCACACAGUUUGAAACUUCCGUAUUACCUAAAUUAAACAGUUUUCGCAAAUGUAUAAAUCAUGGAGACCUUAAUGACCACAAUAUACUUGUGCAGAAAACAAAUUCGACGUCUGAAAAUGCUCAGGACCAGUAUCAAAUAUCAGGAGUUCUGGAUUUUAGCGACAUGAGCUUGGGAUACUAUGUUUUUGAAGUAGCAAUAACUAUAAUGUAUAUGAUGAUUGAGAGCAGUGACCCACUUCAUGUAGGAGGAUUUGUACUCGCAGGAUUUGAAAGCAUCCUCCCGUUAACUACAGAUGAAAGACAAUCGCUGUUCAUUUUGGUGUGCUGUAGGUUUGCUCAGUCGCUUGUAAUGGCGAGAUACAGUGUUCUUUUAUUUCCAGAAAAUGAGGAAUACUUGAUGAUAACUGCAAAAACUGGAUGGAAGCAUUUGCUUACGCUAGUGGAUACGGGUAAAGAGGUUAUGGAGAAAACCUGGUUUGAAACAGCAAAGUCGUACAGCAGCAAAAGGAAUUAAAGCAACACAAAACCCACAAUUUUCAAUAUUCAGCUAGAGCAUUACUUUCUAGUUUACUUAUUUUAUCAGCUAACUGAACACAUUGGUAAGCAAAUGACACAGGCAUAUAUGUGCAGCCCCCAAUCAGCAGCUAGCUCCAGAGCCUACCUAGGUAUGCUUUUCAACAAAGGAUACCAAAAGAACAAAGCAAAUUAGAUCAUAGAAGUAAAUUGGAAAGUUGUUUAAAAUUGUAUGUCCGAUCUAAAUCAUGAAAGAACAGUUUUUGGUUUCAUGUUUCUUUAACAUAAACGUACUAUGUGUCAUUUUA
Messenger RNA from Bombina bombina (fire-bellied toad), 1585 nucleotides. RefSeq names its product hydroxylysine kinase (gene HYKK). The transcript is spliced from 5 exons. The coding region runs from base 145 to 1278 and encodes 377 amino acids. NCBI's taxonomy places the organism in Eukaryota, Metazoa, Chordata, Amphibia, Anura, Bombinatoridae. The record is from RefSeq and is a predicted model, not a curated record. Gene Ontology annotation, molecular function: amino acid kinase activity.